Actinia tenebrosa (Australian red waratah sea anemone) is the source of this 4402-nucleotide messenger RNA. RefSeq names its product ARF GTPase-activating protein GIT2. Lineage: Eukaryota; Metazoa; Cnidaria; Anthozoa; Actiniaria; Actiniidae. The record is from RefSeq and is a predicted model, not a curated record. Gene Ontology annotation, biological process: regulation of ARF protein signal transduction; brain development; regulation of G protein-coupled receptor signaling pathway. Gene Ontology annotation, molecular function: GTPase activator activity; small GTPase binding.
GCUGAUCAAAAACAUCACAGGCCUCAGUGAGGCAAAUCAAAUAUUUUGCAAUGGAAGUUGGUCAAAAAAUACCGCUUUAAGAAGAAGAAAAAAUACUGAAUUGUCCAAAAAAGUGGGGUUUGAUGUAGAAGGAGAUGACAUCGAGGCCGAAGUUACGAGCUUUGACCGAUAUCUGUGCUGACUGUAGCGCCCCAGGACCAGAAUGGGCAUCUCUGAAUCGCUGUGUGUUGAUUUGCGAUGAGUGUUGUAGCGUACACAGAAGUCUUGGACGACAUGUUUCACAAGUCAAACACCUUCGACACUCAGUAUGGCAUCCGAAUCUUCUUACGAUGGUAAUUCAGUUGGUUAAUAAUGGAGCUAAUUCUAUCUGGGAACAUAACUAUACUGCGCCUUCUAUAGAACAUGGACAAAGCAGAGGAGGGAUCAGAAAACCAAAUCCUAAAGAUAUCGUACACCCAACAAAAUAUAACUUUAUCAAGGCCAAAUACCAAGCUCUUCAGUUCGUUCAUCGGCUUGCAAGUAAAGAUGAUGAUGCUGCUACUAUAGAUUAUACUCUUCAACUUCAUUCUUGUGUUCGAACAUCAAACCUGGAGACAAGUCUUCGACUUUUAUCAAAUGGAGCACAGCCAAACUACAUACACCCUGAAAAGGGUAACACACCAUUACACAUAGCUACCAGCGCAGGACAAGCUUUACAGGUUGAAUUGCUAGUAGUACAUGGAGCAGAUCCUACAAUACUAGAUGUUAAUGGAAAAACACCCAUGGAUUAUGCAAUUGAAGCAGGGAACAGAGAUUUAGCACAGAGACUGUUUGAGAUGCAGUAUGAAUUGACUGAUAGGCUGUCUUUUUACUUAUGUGGAAGAAAACCAGAUCAUCCUACAGGUGUGAGAUAUCUCAUCCCAACCAUGGCAAAUAGUUGUUUAGAUUUAUCACAAGAUGCCCAAAAAGCAAAAUUAAAGUUAAAAGCAUUAAGCAAUCAUUUGUUUGAAGAGCUUGCUGCUGAUGUGUACGACGAAGUAGACAGAAGGGAAUGUGAUGCAAUAUGGCUGGCUAAUCAGAACCAUAGUGCUCUUGUUAAUGAUACAACCACUGUGCCAUUUUUGCCUGUUAAUCCUGCCUUUACAUCAACAAGAAAUCAGGGAAGACAAAAGCUAGCCUUGUUCAAUGCACAAGAACUUGCAACUCUUAUCUUGGAUAUUUUAAAUGAUGCCAGAAGAAGGGAACAAGAUUCCAAUCCUGACCUUGGUCCAGGUAGUGUAAUGGACUCUGGCAUGUUUCCAAUAGAGGAAGACAAGCGUAUGUCACAUGAUUAUGAUGAGGUUGCUUCAGAUGAUGAGCUGGAGAAUACUACACAAAAGGAACCAAUGUUGAGAUCAACCAAAGGCUCCACAGAAAAGAGUACUUCUACAAGUUUUGUUUUAGAAGAUACAAUACCUACGGAGAAUUAUUUAGAAUUAAAGUGUGCAUUAGCGUCUGCAGAGGCAAGAAUACAACAGUUGUUACAAGUUAAUGCAUCAAUGAACCAAGGAAUACAAGAACUUCAAUCAGUGGUACAACGACUGAGAAUUGACAAAUAUAAUCUUCAAAAACAAUUAGGAAUAGAAGAGGAACAAAUGUCAGAUUCAGUGUUUUCAUUUGAAAAUGGUCCCCAUGAAUACAUGAAUGCUGAAAUGCUUAGAAUGAACAACAUGGCUGCUGGAGAUGAUGAAGACGAUGAUGAUCAUGUUGAUAUUGAUGAAAUCACUCCAUAUGCAAGUCCAGGAGAGCUACUAAAGAAUAGGGCUAAACAGAAUCAGAGCGCCUUAGGUACAAGCCAGAUGUAUGGUGAGAUAAAGAAGAAAAAGGUCAAUCCUUACGAUAAUGUACCAGAUGAGGAGGAACCUGAUAGGGGUGAAGAUGAAAAGGCGUAUAAAAAUGGACUGUCUGACCAACAAAUCGACGAAGAAGCCGAACGAGUUCUGAGUGAGGCAGAAGGAAUAGUUCAAGCUGCCGCCAGGGAAUUUGAACCCUCCCAAGAAGAUGUGGUGAGAUGUACCGAACAAAUCACCAAGAAAAUCCAAGAACUCUUAUUAGCAGCUCAAGCAGGGAAACAUAGCUGUUUUAUUCCUUGCUCGAAUAAAAUAAACUCUGCUGUGAAUGACAUGGCCUCGUUAUUUCCAGAGAAUCCAGAUGCUGAUGCUGUAAGGGUUUCGUUACAAUUAAUGGCCAACAGUGCAUCGCGAUUGUCUGUGGAAUGCAAAAGUGCAGUCCUUCCUGGAAACACCGUAGACAUGGCAUUCCUUACACAACAAGUUAUCCAGUGUGCAUAUGACAUAGCCAAGGCUGCCAAACAACUCGUAACUACAUUCUCUGUUGAGUAAACAUGGCUUUGGUAUUACGUAGUUCUGGAGAACCUGAAUAAUUGAUAGAUCCAAAGAGUUGUUGAGUACAACUAGACACAUGAGUGUUUCCCAUUUGCACACAGAAUUCGAAUUUCCUGAAUACUUUUACAUGACAUAUCUGACUGGAAGCAAAAUAAGAUAAGUAAUCAACCUUGCCAUGGUUUAGUUGUUGAAUGUUUACUCGUCUAGUUCUGUCUUUCCACAACAUCAUUAUAACCAUUUGAACUUUGAAAAGGUGAAUAACUUGCGCAUGAAGUUAACCCAUUUCAAACCAUAUGUAUAUUAAUCUAGGCUUGAUUUCAUAAGUCUUCUGAUCUCCAUUAAUCAAGGGUAAAGGUAAUAGGAGAUAUUGCUGGUUUUCAAUCAUUCCCAAGAGAAUGUAAAUACAAAAGACACGCUGGCCAUGUUGGAUGAUAUAACACAAGAGACUAAUGACGAAUCUUUUGUUAACUUCAUCCAACAUGGCGGACGUGAUAACCAUCAAUUGCUUAUCUAUUAUCAAGAUAAGGGAGAUAUCUCAACUAAACACGGAUUAUAUUAGUAACCAAAAAGGAUUUAUAGAACAUUUAUCACAAACCCAUUUAUCUUACUUCGACUAGUCUUAACAUGUCUAGUCUUAGGAAGUCCAUGUGGGAAAAAUUCGUUGAAGCAGCUCUAGAAGUAACUCACACGUAUGAUGGAUGCUUGAUUCUAGUAUUCCAUUGUUUGUCAAUGCUUCUUAUGAACUAGAGUCUGUUUUUUUAAUCAUUAGGAUAUCUAUAGAUGUUAUAUUAUAAACAAAGUAUACAUAAAAACAGUAAACAUAGAGCUAAACAAAGAUAUUUAGGAUUAUUUUGAGUAUCAUGAUAUUAUGAUCUAACAAAUAGAUACUGCAAAAUCACAUGACAAAUGAUCAUGAGGAGCGUGGCUUUUUAUCUGAACCCUAUUUGAAUUAUUGUUCUUUGGUAACCCUGUGAACACAGUGGACAACCAAUAAUGUACACACAGUUGGCAUGCAUGAUGCAGUACGUCGGAACGCAGCUCAAUAGACCUCUUUAGCUUCGUUGUUCGUUGUGCACAUUUCAGUUCACGAGAUGCCUUGGUCCGAGUUGAUUCUUUCAUGUGUAAAUACUUUAGUAUGUUUGUCAUAAAAGAACAAUUCUCAAGGGAAUGUCAUGUGAUCUGAAAUGGGAAAUUUGCAUACAAAGCUAAAGAGGUCUAUUUGGAAGGCAGAACAAUAGGUUUCCAAUUCUUAGGAGAUUAUUUUCUUUUGUCCAGCAAAUUGAGCUCCUUUGAUGUCACAUGCAAGGGGUCUAUUAUCAGAAGUGGAUCUAGAGGGUAGGUUCACUGGGUACCUGUGCACCUCCCUGUUACCCAGAAACUCUUUUACUUCCAUACUACUAAAAAGGUUCAAAAGCACAACAUGAAAACAGGAAAUUUUGAAAAUAGUGUUAUAUAUUAUAAAGUUUUAAACACUAGGGCAAGGUUUUGAAUCGUAAUGCAAAACUGAGCCCAUGCAUUUGAACUGGUUUAAAAUAUCAACUAAGCCCUAAAUUCCAUUGUUUCGAUGCAAAACAUGAAAUACUAAAUUAUAUUGAAUUCAGAGAGGUAGAUUACUGUUGCUUUGUUCUUUUGGAAAUAGAGUGCUUACAAUAUAUCCAUGUAAUUAAAAACUUAUCCUGGGUUUAUAUUUUGGCCCCGUUCUCCCCUGUUGAUAUCAGUUCCGCCCCCGGCUUUAAGAAUCUGGGUUUUCCAAAGAAUUAAGAACCUACAUCAAACAAUGGAUUUAGGGUGUGGUUGAUUUUUAAAGUGUUGUCACAGUGAGGGACUGCAUGGCGUGACAACACUGAAACAGGAUGUAAAAGAGACCAGAACCUUUUAAAAGACUUUGGUUGAUUCUGAGUUGAACCCCUAUAAUUCUUAAUCGUAGAUCCACCCCUGUGUAUUCUUUAUACAAUAUAUAUAUAAAUAUUUUUUUCAUUCUUUAAUUCUUUGAGUAUACAUCGAUUAAAAUUGUUUCUUGAGGAAACAUUUCCAUCAUA